AUGCAGGUGCGCCGACCCACCCCGUUCGAGGUGCGCGUGACGGGCCGCAUCUUCGGCGGCAUGGAGACGAACAUCAAGGACGCUCCCCAUCAGCUAUCGCUGCGGCGCUUUGACUCGCACAUCUGCGGCGCAUCCGUGGUGGAUGCAUCGCUGGCCAUCACGGCAGCGCACUGUUUGACGCCCAAACCUUUGCCCGAGUUUAUCACCCUCAUGGGAGGCUCCUCGAAUCGGACGGAUUACGACGUGGGCGUGAUAUUUAAUGCGAUCGAAAUCAUAAUCCAUCCCGGAUACAAUUCCAACACAUUCCACAACGAUGUCGCCCUGGUCCGCAUCGAGGGCACGUUCGGGGGGUACGAAAAUGUGGCCCCGAUUCCGCUGCGCACUCGUACGAUAUUUACCUCCAGCUCCAAUCCCGUCUACUGCACGGUUUCGGGCUGGGGUCUUACCAACAUGAACGGCGACGGCCUUCCCGAGAUCCUGCGCAUCGUGCGCAUUCCACUGGUGCCGUUCACCGAGUGCCGACGGAAGUGGAAUCCAUUUCCGAUUACGAGCUCCAUGAUCUGUGCCGGAGAGCUGCGGAAGGACGCGUGCAAUGGUGACAGUGGCGGUCCGCUGGUGUGUAAUGGGCAGCUGUACGGCAUCGUGUCGUGGGGCUCUAACCAGUGUGGCAGCUCCUAUCCGGGGAUAUACACCAGCAUUCCGGCUGUGUUGAGCUUCCUGAGCGAAUACAUGUCCCCGAUGCAGUUCGACGCGGCUUAA
Messenger RNA from Anopheles arabiensis, 759 nucleotides. RefSeq names its product trypsin alpha-3-like. Gene Ontology annotation, molecular function: serine-type endopeptidase activity. The transcript has 3 exons. Lineage: Eukaryota; Metazoa; Arthropoda; Insecta; Diptera; Culicidae. The coding region runs from base 1 to 759 and encodes 252 amino acids. Gene Ontology annotation, biological process: proteolysis. The record is from RefSeq and is a predicted model, not a curated record.